CCCAGGACAGAACAUGCACAUACAGAACAGCCCACUCUCUACACCCGAGUUUCAUCCUUUCCCCAGACUCUGUUAUCCUCCAAAACCCAGCAUUCGGGGUCCCUCACAUCUUCCAGAGCCCCAGUGUGCGCAUGUGGAGUGUGGUGUGCUUUGGGGGGGGGGGGUGUCCGGUUGGGAGGAGGAUCCGAUUCCUGUUUCCUGCCCCUACUCACUCAGCCCCGGGAGGUGGCCGAGAGUGGAGAGGACUCGAGGGGGAUGACUCCAGCAGUGUACCCCACGCGCUGGAAGAGCUCAGAGGAAGAUGUCAGCUCAGUCUCUUCCUGCAGCAACACCCCCCACCCAGAAGCCCCCUCGGAUCAUCCGCCCCCGACCCCCUUCUCGCGCCAGGGCCGCCGCGUCCCCGGGGCCCCACCACAACGGCUCCUCUCCGCAAGAACCUCCCCUCACCGCCAAUGAGGCACCAACCCCAAUGUGUACCCCCAUCUUCUGGGAGCCUCCAGCCUCCUCUCUCAAGCCCCCAGCCCUUCUGCCUCCAACAGCUUCUAAAGCUAGCCUCGACUCCCAGACUUCCCCAGACUCGCCUUCCGACCCCCCCAGCCCAGUGUCCCGGCACUCCGUCUCCCCAGGGCCUGCGCCCCGGUCUCCAGUCCCCCCACCCAAACCCUCCGGGUCCCUCUGCACGACUCUGCCCCUGCUCCCCACCACCCCAGUCCACGCCCAGGAUGGCUCUGCCUCGGCCCCAGGCACCGUGCGGAGACUGGCGGGCAGGUUCGAAUGGGGGGCUGAAGGCAAGGUCCAGGCUGCGGAUGCCCCGGAGCCGGGUCCCCCAGGGGGACUGGAUGUGAAUGGGGAGAGAGAGAACCCCCAGGGCAUCCUCACUGGGAGCGGGUCCCAUGAGAACGGCACUCCAGAUGCUGUGCUGGCCUGCCCUCCCUGCUGCCCUUGUGUCUGCCACGUAGCCCGCCCUGGCCUGGAGCUCCGCUGGGUGCCAGUGGGGGGCUAUGAGGACGGCCCCAGGGCCCUCUGCCGGGCCUCCCCGCUGCGGACCUCCCGCUCGCGCCCCAGCCCUCCAAGCCUCAGCCACCCCCAAGUCGUCCUCACGUCCUACCGCUCCACGGCUGAGCGCAAACUCCUGCCACCCCUCAAGCCACCCAAACCAACCCGGGUCAGACAGGACACCACCAUCUCUGGGGAUGCCGCACGGCCAGAUCUCGAUCUGCCCUCUGAAGAUGGAAUCCAAACAGGGGACAGUCCUGAUGGCGCCCCUCAGAACGAUUCUCCAGCCACCACAGAGGGCAGGGAGGAAGAGGACCUGGAGAUGCUGAAGGAGCAGAACUGGGAGCUGCCCCUGCAGGACGAACCCUUGUACCAGACCUAUCGUGCCACUGUGCUGUCAGAGGAGCUGUGGGGGGUCAGUGAGGAUGGGGGUCCCUCCUCAACAAGUCCUGGGGAAGCUCCCACCUUCGCUCGGCCCCCGGGGCCUCGCAACACGCUGUGGCAGGAGCUUCCGGCUGUGCGAGACAGCGGCCUCCUGGACACCCUCAGCCCCCAGGAGAGGCGCAUGCAGGAGAGCCUGUUCGAGGUGGUGACAUCCGAGGCCUCGUACCUGCGUUCCCUGCGGCUGCUGACCGACACCUUUGUGCUGAGCCAGGCGCUUCGGGACACGCUCACCCCUCGGGAUCACCAUACCCUCUUCUCCAACGUGCAGCGCGUCCAGGGAGUCAGUGAGCGGUUUCUAGGGAAGUUACUGUCGCGCGUGCGCUCCUGCCCCCACAUCAGCGACCUGUGCGACGUGGUGCACGCGCACGCCGUGGGCCCUUUCUCUGUGUACGUGGAUUACGUGCGGAACCAGCAGUAUCAGGAGGAGACCUACAGCCGCCUGAUGGACACGAACGUGCGCUUCUCCGCGGAGCUGCGGCGGCUGCAGAGCCUCCCCAAGUGCCAGCGGCUCCCGCUGCCGUCCUUCCUGCUGCUGCCCUUUCAGCGCAUCACGCGGCUCCGCAUGCUGCUGCAGAAUAUCCUGCGCCAGACAGAGGAGGGGUCCAGCCGCCAGGAGAAUGCCCAGAAGGCCCUGGGUGCUGUCAGCAAGAUCAUUGAGCGGUGCAGUGCCGAGGUGGGACGCAUGAAGCAGACAGAGGAGCUGAUCCGGCUCACGCAGAGGCUGCGCUUCCACAAAGUCAAGGCCCUGCCCCUGGUCUCCUGGUCCAGGCGCCUGGAGUUGCAGGGGGAACUGACGGAGUUGGGGUGCAGGAGGGGGGGUGUGCUCUUCGCCUCCCGCCCCCGCUUCACCCCCCUCUGCCUGCUGCUCUUCAGUGACCUGCUGCUCAUCACUCAGCCCAAGAGUGGGCAGCGGCUACAGGUUCUGGACUAUGCCCAUCGCUCCCUGGUCCAGGCCCAGCAGGUCCCAGACCCAUCUGGACCCCCUACGUUCCGCCUCUCCCUUCUCAGCAACCACCAGGGCCGCCCCACUCACCGGCUACUCCAAGCUUCAUCCCUAUCAGACAUGCAGCGCUGGCUGGGCGCCUUCCCUACCCCAGGCCCCCUUCCCUGCUCCCCAGACACCAUCUAUGAGGACUGUGACUGUUCCCAGGAACUCUGUUCAGAGCCUUCCACACCUGCCAAGAGCGAGGGACGGAAUCUGGAGUCCAGGGCUCCCCCCAAGCACCUACACAAGAGCCCUGAAGGCUGGCUGAAGGGACUUCCUGGAGCCUUCCCUGCCCAGUUGGUGUGUGAAGUCACAGGAGAACACGAAAGGAGGAAGCACCUUCGUCAGCACCAGAGACUCCUAGAAGCUGUUGGACCCUCUUCAAUCUCCCCCAGUGCCCCCCCACCCUAAUGCAGGCUGUGGGGGGGAGGGGCACAAGUUGGGACAGCUAGCAGCCUGGCACAGAGAAGACAAAGCCCAUCCAUCCAUUGGAUUCUCUGUCAGUGGAAACGCUACCUCAGUGGCAACCAAUAGGGACCGAGCUUCCAGACUGGGCAGCCAAUGAGAACAGGGCCGUCUGAGCCCGCACGUGAGGGAGAAUGAAGAUGGCUUGAGUGGGUUGCCAAUGGAGACAGAGUCUUAGUGCAGAGCGGCAAGUGGGUGCUGAGCUAGCUGAGUCUCUGGCCAAUGAGUAUCCCAGCUGUGCUCACGGCCAAGGAAGAGGCGGCUAGGUCAAUGUAGCUGAAAGAGGGCUGCACUGGAGAUAAAGUCCUAGGAUACAAUAGCCAACAG
Molecule: messenger RNA, 3217 nt
Organism: Hippopotamus amphibius kiboko
Lineage: Eukaryota; Metazoa; Chordata; Mammalia; Artiodactyla; Hippopotamidae
Gene: ARHGEF15
Product: Rho guanine nucleotide exchange factor 15
Exons: 16
Coding region: 302-2836 (844 amino acids)
Biological process (GO): activation of GTPase activity
Molecular function (GO): guanyl-nucleotide exchange factor activity
Source: RefSeq, a predicted model, not a curated record